Messenger RNA from Myotis davidii, 2976 nucleotides. It is a transcript of the gene OPLAH, whose product is annotated as 5-oxoprolinase (ATP-hydrolysing). Gene Ontology annotation, biological process: glutathione metabolic process. The transcript has 20 exons. Gene Ontology annotation, cellular component: cytosol. The annotation marks the transcript as partial. NCBI's taxonomy places the organism in Eukaryota, Metazoa, Chordata, Mammalia, Chiroptera, Vespertilionidae. Gene Ontology annotation, molecular function: 5-oxoprolinase (ATP-hydrolyzing) activity. The record is from RefSeq and is a predicted model, not a curated record.
UGGCCCUGCCUCAAGCUGCCUCUGAGCCUGGUCCUGCAGCUCCGCCUCCUCCCAGACCUGGAUGCCCCUCCCAGCUCUGCCCCCUGUGGGUGAGCCCCCUCCCCGCUGACCCCUGGCCUCUGCCCAGUGUUCCCAGGACUGCAGCCUGAGGAGUUCCUGCUGGAUUCCAGCCCCGUCGCCAUGGGCAGCCCCGAGGGGCGCUUCCAUUUUGCCAUCGACCGCGGAGGCACCUUCACGGACGUCUUUGCCCAGUGCCCAGGGGGGCAUGUGCGGGUCCUGAAGCUGCUCUCAGAGGACCCUGCCAACUACGUGGAUGCCCCCACCGAGGAACCUAGACAGAACCAGGAGGUGCCCAUGCCCGAGAUGCUGUACGAAGAGGUGCUGGAGGUGGACGAACGAGUGGUGCUCUAUCGUGGGGAGCCAGGCUCCGGGACGCCUGUCAAAGGCUGCACGGGGGACCUGCUGGAGGUGCAGCGGCCUGUGGACCUGGGGGCCCUGCGCGGGAAGUUGGAGGGGCUCCUGGCCCGCGGCAUCCGCAGCCUGGCCGUGGUCCUCAUGCACUCCUACACGUGGGCCCAGCAUGAGCAGCAGGUGGGUGCGCUGGCCCGGGAGAUGGGCUUCACACACGUGUCGCUGUCCUCGGAGGCCAUGCCGAUGGUGCGCAUCGUGCCGAGGGGGCACACGGCCUGUGCCGACGCCUACCUCACCCCCGCCAUCCAGGACGCCUUCAGUGGUUCCCGCGCGGUGUUGUCCGGCCCCGCUGGGGGUGUGGUUGGAUACUCCGCCACUACCUACCAGGCCGAGGGGGGCCAGCCUGUCAUCGGCUUUGACAUGGGGGGCACAUCCACCGACCGGCCCCGCUGGGGAGGACCCCCUGCCCUGCCUCCCAACCCGCCUCCAAUUCCAGUUGUCCCUCCCCCAAGGUCCGGCCUGUUUGUGGUGGGGCCGGAGUCUGCAGGAGCCCACCCUGGCCCCGCCUGCUACCGUAAAGGGGGCCCCGUGACUGUGACGGAUGCUAAUCUGGUUCUGGGCCGCCUGCUGCCUGCCUCCUUUCCCUGCAUCUUUGGGCCGGGAGAGGACCAGCCUCUGUCUCCGGAGGCCUCCCGAAAGGCCCUGGAGGCUGUGGCCGCCGACAUCAACAGCUUCCUGAACAACGGGCCUUGCCCCGCCUCCCCACUGAGCCUAGAGGAGGUGGCUAUGGGGUUUGUGCGUGUGGCCAAUGAGGCCAUGUGCCGGCCCAUCCGUGCCCUCACGCAGGCACGAGGUCACGACCCCUCGGCACACGUGCUGGCCUGCUUUGGAGGAGCUGGCGGGCAGCAUGCCUGUGCCAUCGCCCGGGCCCUGGGCAUGGACACUGUGUACAUUCACAGGCACAGCGGGCUGCUGUCGGCACUGGGACUGGCGCUGGCCGACGUGGUGCACGAGGCCCAGGAGCCCUGCUCCCUGCCCUACGUGCCCGAGACCUUCAUGCAGCUGGACCAGAGGCUGAGCCGGCUGGAGGAGCAGUGCGGUCCCGCCUGUGCACCCUGCAGGUCCCAGAUCCGCACGGAGGGCUUCCUGCACCUGCGCUACCAGGGCACGGACUGCGCCCUGAUGGUGUCUGCCCACCAGCACCCGGCCACUGCCCGCUCUCCCCGCGCUGGCGACUUCGGGGCAGCGUUCGUGGAGAGGUACAUGAGGGAGUUUGGCUUCGUCAUCCCUGAGCGGUCGGUGGUGGUGGACGAUGUGCGGGUGAGGGGCACUGGCUGCAGCGGCCUUCGCCUGGAGGACGUCACCAAAGCCCAGAUGGGGCCCCCUCGGGUAGACAAGAUGACCCAGUGCUACUUUGAGGGGGGCUACCAGGAGACCCCCGUGUUCCUGCUGGGAGAGCUGGGCUACGGGCACAAGCUCCAGGGACCCUGCCUGAUUAUCGACAGCAACAGCACCAUCCUGGUGGAACCGGGCUGCCAGGCAGAGGUGACCGAGACUGGGGACAUCCGCAUCGCGGUGGGGGCUGAGACCUCCGGCACGGUGGGCGCCCAGCUUGACCCCAUCCAUCUGUCCAUCUUCUCACACCGCUUCAUGAGCAUUGCGGAGCAGAUGGGCCGCAUCCUGCAGCGCACGGCCAUCUCCACCAACAUCAAGGAGCGCCUGGACUUCUCCUGCGCCCUCUUCGGGCCUGACGGGGGCCUGGUCUCCAACGCUCCCCACAUCCCUGUGCACCUGGGCGCCAUGCAGGAGACCGUGCAGUUCCAGAUCCAGCACCUGGGGGCUGACCUGCACCCUGGGGACGUGCUGCUGAGCAACCAUCCCAGCGCUGGGGGCAGCCACCUGCCAGACCUGACGGUCAUCACCCCGGUGUUCUGGCCGGGUCAAACUCGACCUGUGUUCUACGUGGCCAGCCGCGGGCACCAUGCCGACAUUGGGGGCAUCACCCCAGGCUCCAUGCCCCCGCACUCCACCGCCCUGCAGCAGGAGGGUGCUGUCUUUCUGUCCUUUAAACUUGUCCAGGGAGGCGUGUUCCAGGAGGAGGCGGUCACCGAGGCCCUGCAGGCCCCAGGCAAGAUUCCCGGCUGCAGUGGGACUCGGAACCUGCACGACAAUCUGUCAGAUCUCCGGGCCCAGGUGGCAGCCAACCAGAAGGGCAUCCAGCUGGUGGGGGAGCUCAUCGGGCAGUACGGCCUGGAUGUGGUGCAGGCCUACAUGGGCCACAUUCAGGCCAACGCGGAGCUGGCCGUGCGGGACAUGCUUCGUGCCUUUGGGUCCUCGCGGCAGGCCCGGGGCCUGCCUCUGGAGGUGUCUGCCGAGGACCACAUGGACGAUGGCUCCCCCAUCAGACUCCGCGUGCAUAUCAACCUGAGUCAGGGCAGCGCGGUAUUUGACUUCAGCGGCACGGGGCCUGAAGUGUUUGGCAACCUCAACGCACCGCGGGCCAUCACGCUGUCCGCCCUCAUCUACUGCCUGCGCUGUCUGGUGGGCCGCGACAUCCCGCUCAAC